UCAACAAUUCUCGCGAGAUUUAUCGGCAGCCAUCUUCUUGGGGGUGCUGGGAGCCGGGAAGACCCCCGAACCGUUCCCAUUCAGCUGCCCUUCGUCUUCGCUUUUUUCACUUUUGCCUCUUCUGCGUUGCCAGCCAGCACCUGGUCUCAAAGCUGAGAGAAAGCCCGGGUCUAGGAGCGUGUCGCGCUCUGGUCCAGGAAGAUUCGCUGGGGUGGAGAGAAGGGGGAGGGCCCGGGCAAACAGUCGCUGCCUCAGCCGGGGCCGGGGUCCGGGGAGGGGAAGUUCCUGGCACCCCGUGGACUCGCGGCCUGCGGCCGUCCCCCCGGAGCUGUUGGCCCAUCGGGGCUCGCGGGAGCCUGCCACCGGCGCCUCCCACCGCGGCCCACGCGGGCGGCGCGCGGAGGAGGGGGCGGGGGCAGCGGCGGCUGUAGCGACCGCGACCUGGGCGGGCGGACUAGUGUGACGGGCCUCUGGGCCGCUGUGGAUGGUUUCUAAAAUGAUCAUUGAAAACUUCGAGGCCCUCAAGUCCUGGCUCAGCAAGACUCUCGAGCCCAUCUGUGAUGCAGAUCCAUCAGCCCUGGCAAAAUAUGUUCUCGCUUUGGUAAAGAAAGACAAAAGUGAAAAAGAAUUAAAGGCGUUAUGUAUUGAUCAACUGGAUGUAUUUCUUCAAAAAGAGACACAGAUAUUUGUGGAAAAACUUUUUGAUGCUGUGAAUACAAAGAGUUAUCUACCUCCUCCAGAGCAGCCAUCAUCAGGAAGCUUAAAGGUAGAAUUUUUUCAGCACCAAGAAAAAGAUAUAAAAAAAGAAGAGAUCACAAAAGAGGAAGAGCGAGAGAAGAAGUUUUCUAGAAGGCUAAAUCACAGUCCUCCUCAGUCAAGCUCCCGAUACAGAGAAAAUAGAAGUCGUGAUGAGAGGAAAAAAGAUGAUCGUUCUCGCAAAAGAGAUUAUGAUCGAAACCCUCCUCGAAGAGAUUCAUACAGAGACCGGUACAAUAGAAGACGAGGGCGAAGUCGCAGUUACAGCAGGAGUCGGAGUCGAAGUUGGAGUAAAGAGAGGCUUCGUGACAGGGAUAGAGAUAGAAGCAGGACUAGAAGCAGAAGCAGGACCCGAAGCAGGGAAAGGGAUCUGGUAAAACCUAAAUAUGACCUGGAUAGAGCAGAUGCAUUAGAAAACAAUUAUACUCCAGUCUCUUCGGUACCUAAUAUUUCAUCUGGCCACUACCCUGUACCUACUUUGAGCAGCACUAUUACAGUAAUUGCUCCUACUCAUCAUGGUAAUAAUACUACCGAAAGUUGGUCUGAAUUUCAUGAAGACCAAGUGGACCAUAACUCGUAUGUAAGACCACCAAUGCCAAAGAAACGGUGUAGAGACUAUGAUGAAAAGGGUUUCUGUAUGAGAGGAGACAUGUGCCCUUUUGAUCAUGGAAGUGACCCGGUAGUUGUAGAAGAUGUCAAUCUUCCUGGUAUGCUGCCUUUCCCAGCACAGCCUCCUGUUGUUGAAGGACCACCUCCUCCUGGACUCCCUCCACCACCACCAAUUCUUACACCCCCACCUGUGAAUCUGAGACCCCCAGUGCCACCGCCAGGCCCAUUACCACCCAGUCUACCACCUGUCACAGAUGAUAUUUCUUAUUCUUUGGUUUUGACAGGACCACCACCUCCACUUCCUCCUUUGCAACCAUCUGGCAUGGAUGCUCCCCCAAACUCUGCGACCAGCUCUGUUCCUACUGUGGUAACAACUGGCAUCCAUCACCAGCCUCCUCCUGCUCCACCCUCUCUUUUUACUGCAGUUUUUGUAUUACCAGAUACAUAUGACACAGAUGGCUACAAUCCUGAAGCCCCAAGCAUAACAAACACUUCCAGACCAAUGUAUCGACACAGAGUGCAUGCACAAAGGCCUAACUUGAUAGGACUAACAUCAGGGGAUAUGGAUUUGCCACCCAGAGAAAAGCCUCCUAAUAAAAGCAGUAUGAGGAUAGUAGUGGAUUCAGAGUCAAGGAAAAGAACCAUUGGUUCUGGGGAGCCUGGAGUUCCUACAAAGAAGACUUGGUUUGAUAAGCCAAAUUUUAAUAGAACAAACAGCCCAGGCUUCCAGAAAAAGGUUCAGUUUGGAAAUGAAAAUACCAAACUUGAACUUAGAAAAGUUCCUCCAGAAUUAAAUAAUAUCAGCAAACUUAAUGAGCAUUUUAGUCGAUUUGGAACCUUGGUUAACUUACAGGUUGCCUAUAAUGGUGAUCCUGAAGGUGCCCUUAUCCAAUUUGCAACAUAUGAAGAAGCAAAGAAAGCAAUAUCAAGUACAGAAGCAGUGCUAAAUAAUCGCUUUAUUAAGGUUUAUUGGCACAGAGAAGGAAGCACCCAGCAGUUACAAACUACUUCUCCAAAAGUAAUGCAGCCUUUAGUCCAGCAGCCCAUUUUGCCUGUUGUGAAGCAGUCAGUCAAAGAGCGGUUGGGUCCGGUACCUUCAAGUACUGUUGAACCAGCAGAAGCCCAGAGUGCCAGUUCAGAACUUCCUCAGAAUGUAACUAAGUUAUCUGUGAAGGACAGGUUGGGUUUUGUAUCAAAGCCAUCUGUUUCAGCAACUGAAAAGGUGUUGUCUACAUCUACUGGCCUAACAAAAACGGUGUAUAAUCCAGCUGCUUUGAAGGCUGCACAAAAAACCUUACUUGUUUCCACCUCUGCAGUUGAUAAUAAUGAAGCACAGAAAAAAAAACAGGAGGCACUGAAACUUCAGCAGGAUGUAAGGAAAAGAAAACAAGAAAUUUUAGAAAAGCACAUUGAAACACAGAAGAUGUUAAUUUCGAAACUGGAGAAAAACAAAGCAAUGAAGUCUGAAGAUAAAGCAGAAAUAAUGAAAACUUUAGAGAUUUUGACAAAAAAUAUUACCAAGUUGAAAGAUGAGGUCAAAGCUGCUUCUCCUGGACGCUGUCUUCCAAAAAGUAUAAAAACCAAGACUCAGAUGCAGAAAGAAUUACUUGACACAGAACUGGAUUUAUAUAAGAAGAUGCAAGCUGGAGAAGAAGUCACUGAACUUAGGAGAAAGUAUACCGAAUUACAGCUGGAGGCUGCGAAACGGGGGAUUCUCUCAUCUGGUCGUGGUAGAGGAAUUCAUUCAAGAGGUCGAGGGGCAGCUCACGGCCGAGGCAGGGGUCGAGGUCGAGGUCGAGGUGUGCCUGGUCAUGCUGUGGUGGAUCACCGUCCCAGGGCAUUGGAGAUUUCUGCAUUUACAGAGAGUGAUAGAGAAGAUCUUCUUCCUCAUUUUGCGCAAUAUGGUGAAAUUGAAGAUUGUCAGAUUGAUGACUCUUCACUUCAUGCAGUAAUUACAUUCAAGACACGAGCAGAAGCUGAAGCAGCUGCAGUUCAUGGAGCUCGUUUCAAAGGGCAGGAUCUAAAACUGGCUUGGAAUAAACCAAUAACUAAUAUUUCAGCUGUUGAAACAGAAGAAGUUGAACCUGAUGAAGAGGAAUUUCAGGAAGAGUCUUUGGUGGAUGACUCAUUACUUCAAGAUGAUGAUGAAGAAGAAGAGGACAAUGAAUCUCGCUCUUGGAGAAGAUGAUUUGACUGAUCAUUGAUCUGCAUAUGAUAGAACUCUACCUGUGUUUCAUUAGUAUUAUCUAAUGUACUUUUACAUAUUUGUAAAAACAAUUUUUGGUAAAAUGUGAUGAAGAUGGAUUUCACAAAUAGACAAAAGAGAAGAAAACUACCUUCUGAAUCCUGUAUUUUGAAAGAUUGAUGUUUGAGUUUUAUUUCAGUAAACAAUUGGUAAAGACAUCACACUAGAAACAUAUGCAAUGUUUUUAUUACAUACUUCUACUGAACAUUACAGAAUUCUUUGGGUUCUUUGUAAUUUAAUGAAUAGGUCUGAAGACUUAAUGACCAAUACUUGUUAUAACUUAGAGGAUUUUGUUUUACUCCAAAUAAGGAAUGCAUUUGCAUUUAAGAUCUUAAUGAAUGUUUUCAAAAAUGAGUAGGUAACAUAGUACUCUAACUAAAGUCUCCAAGUUAUGUAUUCAUAAUAUUACAUAGUAGUAUGCUUAGGCUUUACUAUGUAUUAGCCUUUUGUUGGACUUGUGUAUGUAUUUUACAAUAUGGGUUUUAAUGAUAACGGUGUAUGACUGCUUUGCAUUUGAGUCCUUAUGCAUUCAGAUGUUAAAAAUAAAGUGGAAUGGUCUCUUGAAAAGAAAAGAAAAGAAAAAAGCAAUGACAAAAAAAAAGACAAUGUUCCUUGAUUUAAAAAAAGAAAAAAAAAAAAAGAAAAAAAAGUUAAAAUAAAUAGACCAUUCCAGAUGGUGAUCUACCCUUCCCCCCAAUUAUCACAAAAGGAGCUAUAAUCACUAACUUAUUCUUAAUAAUAAUAAUAAUGGUUACCAGUACCUUUACAAUAAUGUUCAAUCCAUUGUUUAAAAUUUAUACCACUUCAGUUUGGUUUGAUCCUAUAAACUUUCAACAGAUGUCUUAAAUUAAAAGCAGGCUGAUUAGUUUGGAACCAGACUUCAAGUAGAGCUAACAUUUGGUGAAUAAGAAAACAUCACAUUACAUUUUGGAUGUAUGAAAGAAAACUUGACCAUUUGAAGAUGUAUGAAUAAAGAAAUGUACUAUAGAUACUACUUUAGGAAAACACUGUUUGGUAAGUGUUCCAGUCUGAUAUUUUAAGUGUGCAUUUCCUAUACUUGUAUAAAAAAUCUUUGACAUUUGCAACAAUAUUGUGAUUUUUAAGUGGCUUUCUCUGACAAGUGAACAUGAUCAUUGAAAGUUGAUACAGCAGUUUCCAGGAAAUAAAUGCAUUCUUUGUAGAAUGGAGGGUGGAAGAUUACAUAUUUAUCUUUUACAGUUUAUCCUUUUGGUUGCAAGUGUUUCUACCCCUCCUGAGAAUAUAGUGAUUAUAUUAAAAGUCACAUAAAAAAAAAUUACUUUCUUCCCAUACUGGGGUCCUCACAAUCACAGACUGUAAUUUCACCACCAUGGUCUUUUGCCAGUGGAUAGCUAGUGGAUGCUAUUCCUCUUUUCCUUUUCUUCCCACACUUAGGGUUAAAGUUGUAUAUAUAUUCUUGAUGGUAUUAUAUUUCAUAGGAAUGUUUUGGCUUGCAGUUGAUGCACAUGUUUAUAUUUAAAAUUUCACUAUCAGAUUUCUUUUGUCAAAAUAGUGACUUUACUUGAAACUUCUUUACUCUACUUAGAGCUGUGAUAUAUUUUGAUGUAGUCUCUUGUAUGUUGACUAUGUGCUAUUCUGAUUCAUUAGGUAAGUUUGUUUUCUUUUCUUUUUAGUAGUCGUGAAAGAUGCCAAAUUGGCAGAGGCUCACGUUUCUUCUCUUUACACCAAACAGCAGAGAGAGAUCAUCAUUGCCUGAAUUUAGCUUUGUGACUACAACAGCAAGACCUGUUCCUGUCUGGAGACGACUGUUAUAAUAAUAUGAUACUAUCGUUUUAUGUUUGCCCUUUAUCAUUUUGAAUAGAUGUUUACAUGUACCAUAAUUAGCAUUUUAUCUUUACAGUUCUUUGAGGGUACAUCUGAGUCCAGAAGUAAAUCUGAUUGUGUGCUUUGUCUGACCUUAUUCUUAAAUGUUUUCUCCCCUUUAUAGCCAUUUAUUUUUAAACAGUCUAAGAAGGAAAAAAAAGAAAAUCCUCUUGGUUUUCCUAACCUGAGAUAAGUUUUCAGUCUCAGCCAAAUUGAAAUUGUGUCUAGGAAGUCUGUAAAGCCAUGAUACUAUGUUCAUUAGCAUGAACAACUUAGAAUGAUGAAAAUGAUUAAAAAGUUAAACCUCGGUUUGGCUUUAAUUUUCCUGGGUUUUUAGGAUACAUUUCUGGAGUUAGGAUAGUCACUUAAAACAAUUUUGAACAAUUAGUAAAAUACUUUUUUCACAUGGUGAUAACUUGCCUGUUUCUUCUAAAUAUACUUAUUGAAGUCACUGCCAAGGCCACUUACCCAAAUAAUUUUUAAAAAACUCUUAACUCUUCAAAGUAAACAAGGAAAAUAAUUUUCUUUCUUUUAAAGUAGUAUAAAAUGAUCUGUGGAUUGUAGAUAUUGAGAAAUAUCUAUUAAAUGUCUAAUUUACACAGUUUUUCCUUAUUUUCCUCAGUUGCAACCAAGAUAUCAAAGACAAUUUUAAAAGCAAGGGGAAAUAGUGUUGUGUGUCUAGCAUUGUUAAAACUAUAGUUUCCCUGCCUUAAAAGGUGUAUGUCCGUAUCAUUUAUUUAUAAGCAAUAUGGCUUGGAAUUAUUUAUAAAGAGUGUGAUUAAAUUUUAUUCUAAAUAUUCACCCAAAAUACCCUCUUUAUAAUGGGCACCAUAAAGUUUUCAGAAAACUAAUUUCUUAGUAUUCCUUCAUAGAUUCUCAUUAGCAUUUGAGAAGUCGGAAGUUACACUUGAUAGCAACUCCUUUAGAAAAGUCCAAAUUAUACUUGAUUCUUUUCUCCCUUGUUUUUUGUGUUUUUUUUUAGUUUCAUUCAGCCAUGCUCAUAUUUUCACCUUUUUGUGCAAAGUUAACUAUUCUGCAAGCACUUUUUCUUGAGUAUGCAUUGCAUUUGUCUUCAUGAAAAAAAGAAUGAACCCGUCAGACAUAAUGUAAGUUAUCUAUUUUGAUCCACGUUAGUUGGAGACAGCAUGGUUAAUGUAGGCUUGGUUUAAAGGAAGGUCUUGUUAACAUAAUUAUGACCUUAUAGCCUACAGGGCAUUUUAAAAAUUGGACUUCUCUUUUAGUUCACAUUUAUGAACAAACAUAUAGUUGCUGGGAGUUCACAAAUAUUUUCCCAGAUUAGUUCAGUAGUUUUUUCUUUUUAAGGAAAGAUUCUCUGCCUGUGUAAUAGAAUAGUUCUAACCUGCUGGGCGAAAAACCCAAAAAACAUUCUCUGAAGGGACCAUACUUGCUGUUAACAGUUUUGGUUGGUUAAUAGAUGUGGAUCAUAUCCCACCGCUCUCAAUUUUAUUUUGUCAUCUUCCUCCCCCCCCCCUUGCUUUUAAAUUAAAAACAAACUAAAUUGAACAUGCCAUUGGGAAUCAGAAGUCGAGAUGAUUUAAUUCUCAUUGAGAUCAUUGUACUUUCUGAAAAUUGCUGUGAGAUCUGGUAGGUCAGGUACAUAUUUGAGUUCCCAUAUGUUUAUUAAUUAAAAAUAGGGAUUUUCAUUAUUUCAUUUUCCUGAAGAGGAUUCUUACGGAGCUAUGUGUAGAUAACUGUACAGAAUCACUUUUGUGUAAUUGAGUGAAGCAGUUUACCUCUGCAUGAUUGCAUUAUGGAAGCCUUUUAUAUAUCUUUAUAUUUUUCAAUAUACUUAGAUUUUACACUAUCAGCUGCCCUAGUCAUGCUAUAUUUGUUUUUUUUUAAUAGAGUUUAUAAAUAUUUGUGCUCAAAAUACAGAUCAAUUGAAUAUUUUUGGUCUUGUUUACAAGAUAAAUAAUACUUUAAAGUGAUGCAGCCCCUCAAGUGUCUUAGGAAAAAGUCAUUGGUGCUACAAAACCUUUCAAUAUCAUUUUCAACCUGUUAUCUAGACUUUGCUAGGCUUAAAUCUAUGAUUGCUUAUAACUUAAUCUAAUCUAGCAGCAUAAUUAUAAAAGUGGUCUGCGGUGAGUCAGGUAAAGAGCCCAGCCAAUUAGAAACAUCCCAUAAUUUAAAGAUAAGAUGGAGAAUGACAUUAUACUAAUUUGUGUCCAGCUUCCCCAAAAGAAAAUAGUUUCUUCAGUUUUUCAUUAGCUCUUUUGAUAAAAGGAGUGGUGUGUUAAUAUGACUAGAAUAAAGAAAAUGAUACAUUCAGCAUGGCUCAGUUUUCCCACAUUUCAAAUGGAAAACUUUUCUAGUCCUAAAAUAUGGUGUAAUCCUGUUCUGCUUUAAAUUCCCAUCUGUCUUUUACUCAACAGGAGGCAGGGUAAUUCUUAAAUAUUUAUAGAACAUUUGAUAAGUUCUAAAGAGAUGUAUUAUUUACAUUGUACAAGUUUUGUGUUGAUGUGCAGAUUGUUUUCUACAUCUGCAAGACUUCAUUCCAGCACCUUAGUGAAUGUUCUUAAGAUACAAUUUUUAAGUAUCAGCAAAGCAUUCAUAGAUGUUUACUUUUGAUUCUCAGAAUCCUGAACCUGUUUUGGGUAUGAUGUUACUUCACAACAUGUCUGGCACAAGAUUUCCUUUAAUAGUGGUUUAGUCUAACUCAAUUUCUGUGGAUUGUUGAACCGAAAAACACCAAAGGAGUUCUUUCUUGUCUGGAGACUGGAUUGUUCCAGUUUUUAAUACCUGUGCCCAUAAGUAUCCCAUUUCACGAAUGUGUGUUGGCAUGGGGGAAAAAUUCCCUGCUCUUUGAGUGGAGCGAAAGUAAUUGGUUAAGCUGUAGCAGCUUUUUUUGUUUAUUUUUUAAAGUGAUAAUAAAACUUGAACUGAAAAUGGUAAAACUUGAACUAGAAAACUACUCUUGUAUGCUUAGAAUGUUUAUAGUAUUACGUGUUUAUGUGAGGUUGUCAACAUUUUUAUUAUUUAUAGUUGAAUUAUGUUUUGUUUGUUAAAUAUCCAUAAUGUUUAUUAUUUUUAUAUUUUGAAAAAUUUUAAAAUAAAAUAGUCUUACUAAAAGCA
Messenger RNA from Globicephala melas (long-finned pilot whale), 8545 nucleotides. It is a transcript of the gene RBM26, whose product is annotated as RNA binding motif protein 26. Gene Ontology annotation, molecular function: RNA binding; metal ion binding. Gene Ontology annotation, biological process: mRNA processing. Gene Ontology annotation, cellular component: nucleus. NCBI's taxonomy places the organism in Eukaryota, Metazoa, Chordata, Mammalia, Artiodactyla, Delphinidae. The record is from RefSeq and is a predicted model, not a curated record.